Molecule: messenger RNA, 1093 nt
Organism: Vigna angularis (adzuki bean)
Lineage: Eukaryota; Viridiplantae; Streptophyta; Magnoliopsida; Fabales; Fabaceae
Exons: 1
Coding region: 1-408 (135 amino acids)
Source: RefSeq, a predicted model, not a curated record
AUGGAGAUAAUAUUUCCCAAGGCAACGUACGGAGGCAUAAAGAGGUACCUGAGACGGCAGCGCUACCGGCGUCUCCACGGUGGCGCGGCCACCGGAAGGAGGAAGAUGGCGAUAAUCCAAUUGAGAGGUCCACGUAGGCAUUGGAGGUUGAGAACGAGUGGAAGGCUUAGAUGGUUGAUGACAUCGCCAUUGAAGAUGUUGGCAAAGCUGAAGAACGUUUACAUGAACUUGAUGCUGAAGAUGGCAGGGAACACACGUGCUAUAAACAGUGAUAAGAUUUUCGGUGUUAAACGGAUUCCAAACCCUCGCCAGGUGUCAAAGAAAUAUGCAUGUGAUGAAUUUGAGGCAAGAAUCCUUUUUGAGAUUUCUAAGACCUUAGUGCCUUCCUAUGAACUUCAUCCCAUGUAAUUAACUUUGAUAAAAUCAAAGUUUACUUAUUGUACAAGCUGUAAAAAUAAUAGUUUUAAAUUUUCUUUUAUUAAAAGUAAAAUAAAAAUGAUUUAAGAAUAAAUAAAAAAUAAAAACAGAGAUUUAUUUUAGUUAUGUUGGGCCCGUGGUGUGGAAACAAAAAAUCAUACCCAAACCUACGAGUUAGAAAAUCCUAUCCAACCGCAGCCGCAGCGAACACUGAAGGAAAGCAAAGAAAUGGAAACCAAAGCUGAUGCUGAAUCUUUCUGGACUUGGAAUGCCGACAAGAACGCCAACCAAAAACCAUUCUCUGUUACGAAGUUCCUAGGAAACAACAACAAAACUCCCAAAGCUCAAACAUCAGUGUUGGGUCCUGGCUUCGGAGCUGGCAUCGGAUGCGGCGCCGGGAUAGGUUUGGGUUUGGUUGGUGGGUUGGGGUUCGGAGGCUGGCCGCCCUUCAACCACCUCCACCUGGUUUUUGGCCUGGGAAUGGGUUGUGGAGUUGGUGUUGGCUUCGGCUUCGGCCAAGGCAUUGGAUACGAUUUUAGUUUCCAGACUCGUAAGUCUAGAAAGUCCAACAAAAGAUUUUCAGAUCCCCGCAAAACAGUUGUUAUUCAGAUUUGAUUAUAUUCUUUUUCUUCUUCCUAUGUUUAUUGUUCAUUCUUGAAAAUUGACACCUUUUAUU